Molecule: messenger RNA, 993 nt
Organism: Hibiscus syriacus
Lineage: Eukaryota; Viridiplantae; Streptophyta; Magnoliopsida; Malvales; Malvaceae
Product: FCS-Like Zinc finger 2-like
Exons: 2
Coding region: 106-600 (164 amino acids)
Source: RefSeq, a predicted model, not a curated record
CACACUCCACUUGUUCACCCACUCAUCUUCCUCGUGUUCUCAUCUCUUUCCCUUCAAAGAACCCUAAAAAUCAAACCUUUUUUCCCCAGAAAAAGAAUAACAAAAAUGGACUCAUCUGUACGUUCAAGGAGGCGUUGUUUCAUCGAAGAAGAUCAAGGAUUGGCUUCCCUUGCAGUGAUGGAGGCCGGGUACUCGGGCACCCAUUACCAAACCCAUAACCAAAAUGGGUUUUUUCAAAGACCUCUAUUUUACUCGAGGAGAACUAGUUUGAGGAAUCUAUCAUCAUAUUCUUCUUCAUGUUCAUCUCCAAGGCCUGCUAGAUUUGAAGAUUACAAUCAACCCCAUUUCUUGGAUGCUUGUUUCCAUUGCAAGAAGCCUCUUGGGGGUAACAAAGACAUCUUCAUGUACAGAGGGGAUAUGCCUUUUUGCAGUGAAGAGUGUAGACAAGAACAGAUAGACGUUGAUGAAGCUAAGGAGAAAAGAAAGAGCCUUUCAUCUUCAAUGAAAGCUUCGAGGAAGAAGGAUCAAAGGAAAGCUACAACUCCUCCGACAAAAGCUCAGAACUACCCGAUCCGACCAGGCACUGUUGCAGCUGCCUAAAUAAACAUCUCACAAAGGAAAUAAAAAAGAACAGAAAAAACAUAUAUCUACCCUUGUAUAAACUCUUGAAAAAGAAAGGCAAAAGAACAAAGGACAUGGAGAUCCAUGAAGGAAAAGGGCCAAGGAGAGAGACAGGAAGAACAAGAAAGCUUGUUUGGGUUUUUCCCCCCUGGGGUUUUUGAAUCCCAAACAUACAUGAUGCUGAGAUUUAACUGUGAAUGUUAUAUGGUAUGAUAUGAGACUGUGAGGUAGUCUUUUAGAUCUACUCUAUGAUAUUGCUCUCCCUUUUGGGGUGUUUUUGGUGGUUAAUUAGAAUUGAUAUUGUUCAAUCGUCAUCUUCUUGUUAACAAGUGCUAGUGAAUCAAAUUGAAGAAGUUAUGGUUUCUUCGUGGA